AUGACCCUGGGCACGCUCCUCAACGGGCUGCUGGUGUCCGUGGUCGCCGCCCUGCUUUGGAAAUACUCCAAACUCAGCGAGCACGCGGCUUUACUGGAGGAAGAGCUCCACAUGACCCGGCAAUCCCAAGAGCUGUCCCAAGCGCGGAUCGACUACCACGUUGCGCUCGAAUCUUUACAGCAACUUGGGACACAGAUGAUUUGCACCGGGAAGAUGCACACGGAUCGUAUAUGCAGAUUCGACUACCUCUGCUACUGCUCCGACGCAGAGGAGUUUGUCUUUUUCCACUCCAAUUCCCACGACUCCGUGAAGCUGAUCAAGUUCGCGGACGACACCACCCUCAUUGGACUCAUCUCCAACAACGAUGAGUCCGCCUACAGGAGGGAGGUGGACCGGCUGGUGUCCUGGUGCAGUGGUAACAACCUGGAGCUGAACGCCCAGAAGACAGUGGAGAUGAUUGUGGACUUCAGGAAGAGCACUGUCCCCCCACCCCCACCCUCUGUGAUGGACUCCCCCAUCACCUCUGUGGAGUCCUUCCGUUUCCUGGGCACCACCAUCACCCAGGACCUCAAGUGGGAGCCGACCAUCAGCUCCCUCAUCAAGAAGGCCCAGCAGAGGAUGUACUUCCUGCGGCAGCUCAGGAAAGCCAAGCUGCCUGCACAGAUGUUGGUGCAGUUCUACACGGCCAUCAUCGAGUCCAUCCUCACCUCCUCCGUCACCGUGUGGUUCGCUGGAGCCACAGUCAGGGACAAACAGAGACUACAGCGCAUUGUGCGCUCUGCAGAGGAAGUGAUCGGCCGCAGCCUUCCAUCGCUGCAGGACCUCGCGGGUCAGGUUCUGCAGGUGGACAGUGAGGGGAGUCCUGGUCACAGAGAGAUGGGGUGGGAGUGGAAAAAACUCAACAUUUCCAUCUGGCAAUGGAGUGGACAGAGCCGGUGUCCUGGUUUCAGCUUCUCUGUACACACGUCCUCUGCGCUGCCCUUCACCACACUGCUCCGAGCUGAUGGUCAUUAUGGAUGA
Messenger RNA from Knipowitschia caucasica, 1020 nucleotides. The record is from the annotation of a GenBank genome assembly. Lineage: Eukaryota; Metazoa; Chordata; Actinopteri; Gobiiformes; Gobiidae.